GCGACCAUUUCCCGACAUCUAGAAUUUAUAAAAUAAGAAAGGUUUGCCGUCCAUCCUUCUUUUAACUUGCAGCAGGUCCCAAAAAUAUUAGUCAAAGCCCGGCAGGUUAACAGGGCGGCAAGGACCUCGAAACCUCGUCACAUCAUCCGAUUAUCGUGAACGACGGUUCUGCGAAGGAUCUUUCAGAGUGAGGGAACAAAAGAAAGAAAUCAGCCAUGGAAGAAAGGGCACAACUAUUCGAAGAAGCUGAUCCAGCAGCGCUGCUUUAGAGGUCGAUGAAAAAGAUAAGGCAAAUGAUCGACGAUGCACACAAGAAUGAGAACAGACUCCAAAGGUUCAGAUCAACACUGAAGGCCUUCACGCCGUUGAUGGAAGAGAUCAAAAUAUUUAACGAUGGCCUGGAUCGCCCCAGGGAAGAAAUACAAGAGCUGAUUCAGGAAAAGGAAGGAGGGCGCAGGCACGGUUGGACUGUCAAUUGGCUUUCUUUUGAUUCGAGGGCUGAAAAUGAUAGGGUAAAGGAUGUGCAGGAGACUCUCAACCAGGUAAGACAAAUUCUCCAAGCGAUGAGCUACAAAGAGAAUUCUGGGCACAGAAUUAUAUGCUUGCCUCCGCAAAGCCCAGAACUCGUCAUUGGGAUGGACGAGCCCUUCUGGAGUCUGAAAAUGGAGCUUCUCAGGGAUGGCGCAUCCGUCCUUGGAUUGACUGGUCUACCAGGAUCCGGAAAGACCACCUUGGCAGCGAAGCUCUGUUGGGAUGAUCAAGUCAAAGGUAAAUUCAGAGACCAUAUCAUUUUUGUGACCUUCUCAAAAACACCCAACUUUAGGGUCAUUGUGGAGGCGCUGCUUCAACACUGUGGAAGUUGGGUUCCCAAGGUUCAUAGCGACAAAAAUGCUGUUAAACUGCUGGGACUUCGUUUUAGUGAAAUAGAAAGACCAAUAUUGUUGGUGUUGGAUGACGUUUGGCCUGGCUCAGAAUCCCUUGUUCAGAACUUCAAGUUUCAGAUUCCCGAUUAUAAAAUUUUGAUCACUUCAAGGGUUACAAUUCCAACUGUAAACCCUCAAAUCGACUUGGGACCACUUCGUGAUGAAGACGCACUAACCCUUUUCCGUCACUUUGCUCUCGUCUCAUGCAUUCCCGACGAAAAUCUUGUACGAGAGGUUGUGAAAAGUUGUAAAGGUCUACCUUUGGCCAUUAAAGUAAUCGCUGGAUCACUGCGUCAGCAACCGUAUGAGGUGUGGCAAAAGAUGAUACAGGAAUGGUCGCACGGUCAUUCUAUUCUUGAUUCUAAUACAAGUUUGCUUAUCUUUCUCCAAGGAUGCUUGGAUGUUUUGGAAUUUGAGCCCAUCAUCAGGGAGUACUUCAUGGACCUAGGGUUAUUUCCGGAAGACCAAAAAAUUCCCGUCAUGGCUCUCAUUGAUAUGUGGGCAGAACUCUAUAAAGUAGAUGAUGACGGGAAAAAAGCGAUGACCAUAAUCGAUAAAUUAGUCUCCCUGAAUCUGGCAAUUCUCCUUGUUACAAGGAAAGUUGAAAGUGAUUCAGACAAAUACUACAACAACUACUUCAUCGUCCAGCAUGACCUUCUACGAGAACUCGCAAUUCAUCAAAGCAACCAAGAACAAUUUGAACGGAGAAGAAGAUUGAUGAUUGACAUAAAUGAAAAUAAUCUCCAAUGGUGUCUGGAAGAGCAGCAGCAAAGCAUUAUUUUCCGCCUGUUGUCAAUAUUCCUUAAAUGGCGAGCUAAACUAAAGCAGCAACCUGCCAUUGCACGCACAUUGUCUAUAUCAACUGAUGAAACAUUCACUUCAGAUUGGGCCAGGAUUGUUUCUGCAGAUGAAACAUUCACUUUAGAUUGGGGCAGCUCGCAGUUUUUGGAAACUGAGGUUCCAUUAUUGCAUGUUCGUACUAAGCAGUAUUCCUUACCGAAGUUCACUGAGAAAAUGAGUAGCCUAAAGGUUCUGACAUGCACUAAUAAUGGUUUCCAUGCUUCUGAAUUGGAAAACUUUGAGAUACUGGGUUCUUUAUCUAACCUGAAAAGAAUUAGACUGGAGAAGGUUUCUGUUCCUCCCCUUGGCACCCCGAAGAGCCUGCAAAAAUUAUCCAUUUAUGGUUGUGAUACAAGUCAAGCUUUUGGGAGCUCUACGAUACCAAUUUCAGAUUCAUUGCCAAUGCUAGUAGAAUUGAACAUUGACUAUUGCAAAGAUAUCGUGGAACUGCCUUCUAGUCUCUGUUUUAUUAAAACCCUCAAGAAGCUAAGUAUUUCUAACUGCUAUAAGUUUUCUACUUUGCCACGAGAAAUUGGAAGGCUGGAGAAUUUGGAGGUGCUGAGGCUGAAUUCCUGUACUGAUUUAGGAGCUAUAGCAGAUUCAAUUGGUGGGCUUUCCAAGUUAAGGGUUCUUGAUAUCUCAAUCUGCAUAAGCCUAAGAAAUUUACCAGAGAGCAUUGGUUGCUUACAAAGUAUGGAAAAGUUGUACAUGACAGGUUGCUCAAUGUGUGAAUUGCCAGACUCAGUCAUGAAUCCCGAGCAUUUAAAAAGUGUAACAUGUGAUGAGGAGACGGCUUUUUCAUGGGAGCUUUUCGCGCCAAUGCUUACCAAUCUAAAGAUCAAAGUGGUUAACUUAAAUUGGCUUCUUUCGUCUGCCUCAAUCUAAUCUAUGGUUUCGCCGGAAGAAAAGCAGCAUGAUGGUGCUGUUGGUGCAGCGCAGCAUUUUAAGUAACUAGCAUUCACUCUCCUGCAUGUUACACAGGGUCUUUUGGAACCCCACCUUCCAUGAGAUUCGUCCUAUGAGGAGGAGGACUCUUCACCUCUCCAGGAGGACUUAGAAUGAAAGUACUUGUUUGGAGUGGCCUGCAUUUUCAGUUCUAGGUCUUUUUUUGUGUCUCAUUUUCAGGAACUAUGUUGAAGUUGUAUCUUUUUGUAUUUUUGGUGGCUGUUCUUUGUAAGAUUAUAUCUUGUUCCCAAGUGUUGAAGAUCUCUGUCCGACCUUUUGAAGAACUUUGCAAAAGUGCAGUAGAUCUAUGGUCCUCUGGCCUUUUGAACAACUCUGUAAUAGGUGCUUUGGCACCAUAUUUUAUUAUUAAAUGUUAUGGGUAGUUUCUAUUC
Prosopis cineraria is the source of this 3100-nucleotide messenger RNA. Its product is annotated as probable disease resistance protein At5g66900. The coding region runs from base 276 to 2648 and encodes 790 amino acids. Lineage: Eukaryota; Viridiplantae; Streptophyta; Magnoliopsida; Fabales; Fabaceae. Gene Ontology annotation, biological process: defense response to fungus. The record is from RefSeq and is a predicted model, not a curated record. The transcript has 6 exons. Gene Ontology annotation, molecular function: ADP binding.